ACACAGCUGUGUUUGUAUCACCACCGCCCCCACCCCACGCACGCACGCACGCUUUGGGUUGUUGGUGAAAUGGCGCAGGCGGGUGUGUUUCUGGAACAUGACCAGUUUAACUGUUCGAUCUGUCUGGACGUGCUGAAAGACCCAGUCACGGUUCCGUGCGGUCACAGCUACUGUAAAGGCUGCAUUAAAGGCUACUGGGACCAGGACGACUACCUGGGGGUGUACGGCUGCCCCCAGUGCAGGCAGAGCUUCACUCCCAGGCCUGUGCUGGGCAGGAACACCAUGCUGGCCGACGUGGUGGAGAAACUGAAAAAGACGGCGGUGAGUUGUGCGCCACAGAAAGCCGAGGCCAGUGCGGCCGAGCCGGGCGGCGUGCCGUGCGACGUGUGCGUGGGAAGCAACCGGAACCGAGCCGUGCGCUCGUGCCUGGUUUGUCUGGCGUCGUACUGCGAGGAUCACGUGAAGCCGCACUACGAAUCCGCCGCGUUCCAGAAGCACAGACUCGCAGCGCCGAGCUCCAGCCUGCAGGAGAGCCUGUGCCCGCGCCACGACCGGCUGCUCGAGCUCUUCUGCCGGACAGAGCAGCGCUGCAUCUGCUACCUCUGCCUGACCGACGAGCACAAGGGCCAUGACUCGGUCAUGGUUUCCAUGGAGAUGACCGAGAAAAAGGAUGCUCUGGCGGAAACGCACAGGAAAUCGCAGCAGAGAAUUGAGGAGAGAGAGAAGGAGUUACAGGAGCUAAGACGAGCCACUCAGUCCCUCACCCUCUCCGCCCAGGCGGCGUUAGAGGAGAGCGAGCGGAUCUUCACGGAGCUGGUUUGCUCGAUAGAGCGCCGGCGGACGGAGGUGAAGGAGCUGAUCCAUGCUCAGGAAAGAGCGGCCACGAGCCAAGCUGAGGAGCUUCUCGUCCAGCUGGAGCAGGAGAUCGCUGAGCUGAAGAAACGAGACGCUGAGUUAAGCCAGCUCGCUCAAACCGAGAACCAGAUCUCCUUCCUCCAGAAUUACGAGUCUGUGUGUAUCCAGCCGGUGUGUAUGGACGUUCCCAGCAUCACAGCAGACCCUAGUUUUGGGUGCGUGAUAAGUGCAGUGUCUGAGUUCCAAGCCCUGCUCGAUGACGUGUGCCAAGGUGGAUUUAUGCAUAUUUCCGAAAAAAUCAGCGAUGUUACCAUUAUUCAGAACACCAAGCCCAAGGCUGAUGCAGAGUCGAACACGGAUCUUCAGACCCCUCCCAUUUUUCCAGGUUUUGUUGGCCAAAACACUUUUAAUCUUGCAGCACCAGCGUUUGGCCGUUUCACCCUUUCGGCACCAAUCGGUAAGUAUGUUGGAGUGACUUUUUUUUUUUUUUGCUUAACUUUUUAUUUAAUCAAGCAAUCCUACACUUAAGAAAAAUGAACUUCCUGUGUCUCGGCUCUAUACGAUACCACAGGAGCUGUUAAAACCGAUCCUUUGUGUACUAGAGCCAGCAUUUUGCUUGAACUGAUCCCUCCUGAUGUUUCUCCGAGUGCUUGCUCCUUUAACUUCUUUCUCCACCUGCUGUAGGCUGCAGAGCGACUCCUCGACUGAGACUCCAUCAGCGCAGAAGACGGCGGUAGCAUCGCAACAACACGCCGUCUAUCACUUUUCAGUAUUUUGGUGUUCUUGGUAAUUAGAUAAUGUAAUACAUAAAGAUAUUAUUCUUAUUUAAAAGCAAGUAAUAAAAAGUAAGAUGUACUAUAUACAGUUAAGUGUUCUACAAAAGAUUUAUGAUUGGUCUUUUUUUAAAAAAAAUGCAAAAAUAGAUGAAAAGAAAGAAAACAGGACGUGAACAAGCUUUCCAAGCUUGGCUGGAGCGUUCUGUUUAAAAAGAUUAAUGUAAAAUAUUUAUCUAGUAGAAAUGUGAAUGAAUGUAUCUGCUGUGACAUUGAUAUUAAUAACAUUAUUCAAAACUAUAAUGCAGAAAGAAUAACAGCUCUGUGUUUUAAUUCUUGCAAGUUAUAUUCAUUAAGCUUGUGUUAGGUACUUUAAUGUUUGCAAAUUAUUAUUGUGACUUUCUUUUUACAAAAUUAUAAAAUGUCAAAUGCUUAUUUUUCAUUACAU
Neoarius graeffei (lesser salmon catfish) is the source of this 2076-nucleotide messenger RNA. RefSeq names its product E3 ubiquitin/ISG15 ligase TRIM25-like. Gene Ontology annotation, molecular function: zinc ion binding. Bases 70 to 1383 code for a protein of 437 amino acids. The transcript has 6 exons. Lineage: Eukaryota; Metazoa; Chordata; Actinopteri; Siluriformes; Ariidae. The record is from RefSeq and is a predicted model, not a curated record.